This is a messenger RNA of Salpingoeca rosetta, 10004 nucleotides long. RefSeq lists its product as uncharacterized. Lineage: Eukaryota; Choanoflagellata; Craspedida; Salpingoecidae. The transcript has 21 exons. Bases 65 to 9964 code for a protein of 3299 amino acids. Gene Ontology annotation, molecular function: protein binding; ubiquitin-protein transferase activity. The record is from RefSeq and is a predicted model, not a curated record. Gene Ontology annotation, cellular component: cytoplasm.
GUGAUAUUUUGAACGCCGUUUCUUUUGAACAGGCACUCUUUGACACAAAAGACGGUGGACCAUCAUGGUGGGGUGGAGUCGACUGGUGCAGCUGACGGCGUUGGAUGGCGGGGCCACGCGCGUGCUGCUGUGGACAGCAGGUGCCGCGGUGGCAGCAGCCCUCGGCACCUUUCUCACACGCCGUGUCACUGAUGCCAUAAAGGAGGAAGUCAGCGAGGGCGACCCUCUCGUCGCAGAUUUACCGCUGUGGGUGUUCAAGGACAUCCUCAAGCGCGGCACGCCACAACAGCAGCAGGCUGCUUUGCGCGUGGUGAUGCACCGCAUCAACAUGCCCGACACGCUGGAGGCGCUUGUCGAGCGCAUACAGAGCCCCGACCAGGAGGAGCGCCUGCACGCCGCGCAGGUGAUCAAUGGGUGCCUCAACAUGAAGAACAUGGACAUGCCGCUGGAGCGGUACGGGGUGGUGGAGAACAUCUACCAGCGCGUCGUCGCUUCUCUCGAAGGCGGGCACCCCGAGGAGCUCGUGUACAUGAUGGAACCCUUGUUCGAGCUGGCGCUCCGCACCAGGGCCACCCGUAGGUACCUUUUGAGCCGCGACGUGCUCCUGCUCACGGAACAGGUGCUGCAGCAGCCAGACCGCUUUGGGAUGCCCGCCGUGCGCGCCAGCAUUGCCCUCAUGCACACACUCAUCACGCAGGAGGUGUCUGUGGCCCGCAAGCGCGUGCGCCUGAGCACCUUCAGCGCGCUCAUGUCCGCGUCCUUGCUGUGCAUCACCACCUCGGCUACCCUCAAGCUGUGCGUGCACAUGCUCGUGCUGCUUGGCGUCAACAUGCCCGUGGUUGCCGAGGGCGGCAGAACCACCACCCCGGCCUCGCUCUUCACUGAGGAGUACGUGCAUUACAGCGCGCAGUGGAUGCUGGCAUCGGACCGCGUGCUUCGUUACUGGACCCUCGGCCUGGUCUACGACAUGGUUCGCAAAGAGCGGCUGCGAGAUGUGCUGCGAAUAACACCGCGCAUCCUCAUGGCGGUGCACAACAUCCUCUCCACCUUUGAGGCCGGCGUGCAGGAGAUUGCACUUCGGGUGCUCGGCUCCCUCUCCGCCCGCAACGACGCUUUCAAAGUGAAGCUUGCGCACCACAACGUCAUGACGCGGCUGGUCAUGUGCCUUGCGUCAAACAACGCCGACGUUGUGCACUGGGCUAUCGUUCUCAUCCACGAUAUUGCCAUGCUCGGCGACGACACAUUCUCAGCCCUCAUCAAGACACCAGGCCUGCUGCGCGGGCUGCGGCGGUGUGUUGGGCAGCAGCGGCACGACAACCACCGCCUGGUGCUGGAGACGGUUGGCUUCCUCUGCGCCAACGAGGACACUCUUGACCAGUGCGUCGACGCCGGCGUUGUUGAGAUUGUGGCUGCGCUUGAGCGGGAGCGGGAUGAUGCGUCGCAGUACUGGUACGUCGGGCUCGCCGUUACCCUCGUUGUCUCGGACAAGGCGCGACAAGCACUUCUCAAAACAGGCUGCGUGAAACACCUGAUCGACCUUGCCCUAAACUCCAAGAACGAAAACGUGCCGCCAAUCGCUGUGCGUGUGCUCACACCGCUAAUGUUUGAUGAUGUUGGGGUUGUUAAUGAGACAACACACGGGCUCGCACAACCCCUGGUGCAACUGGUUGCGGCAAACGAGGGGAACACACACCGCUACCUGGCCCUGCUGGAGGUGCUCGCGCGCCACGAUGCCUGCAAGCAAUUUAUCGUGCGCUGGCCGCGUGCGAUUGAGACCAUGCUCUCCCUCAUCUGGCGAGUCAUCUCGCUCGACCCAGCGUGCAUGGACACGGAGCCAACAGCGGUGGCGGAGUGCGUUGCGUCUGCGCGCAUCCUCAGCGUGGCCACACAACACCACCCCUCCAUCGAAACGCUUGCGCACAAGGGCACGGACCGCGUACUGUCGGUACUGCUGUGCUCGAUUAUUCGUCGCCUGCUUGCUGCACGGCAAAAGGCGGCAACAGCAGCAGCAAGAGAGGCAGCAGCUGCCACCGGUCUGCCAAACGGCAGUGGUGAUGGUCAUGGUGGUGGUCAUGGUGGUGGUGGUGGUAAUCGUCGUCGCGGUGCCGAUGGUGACAAGGAGAGUGGCAGUGGCGGCGGUGGAGCGUUGUGGCACAUCGUGUACGGCAACACGAGUGAUGGCGAUGAUGACGGCAGCACCACAAGUGGGACUGGUGAUGACGAUGAUGACGAUGAUGGUGAUGACGGCGAUAAUGGUGGGAGCACAGACGGCGGCAAUGCUGAUGCACAUGAAGUUGGUGAUCGUGGCGGUGGCAGGAGGAGACGUGCUGGUCCACGAGCACAGCAGCGUCGCCUCAAGGCCGUUGGGGGCGAUGCCCGUGGACACGCUGUGAAUGCCUCGCCAGUUGUGUUGCAUCCAGGCGACAGCAGUGAUGGUGGGAGUGAUGCUGAACACAUGAUGGCCAUUGUUGGUGCCAUGACAUCAACACCAGCACAGCCACUUGCACCUGCUGGCACAUCCACACCGUACUCAGCAGCAGCAGCACGAGCAACAGCACAACAACAACAACAACAACAGCAGCAGCAACACCAGCAGCACGUGCGUGUGUCUGUGACGCCGCGGCUGUUUGAGAAAAUGUCGGCCACGGCGGCGGCGCUGGCAGCACAGCGACAACGCGCACGCGAGCGCCUGCACCACCCGCGAAUGCUUGCAGGCACGGAGGGUGCCCACACACGACACACAACUGCUGCUGCUGCUGCUGUUGCUUCGUCCCACAACGCGCUGACCUACCCUGAACACGCGCGUGUGGACAGUGGUGGUGAUGGUGGGGAGCGGCGGAGGAGGCGUGCUGUUCGGCGACAACUUGUCACACACGACGACGACGAUGGUGGUGGUGGUGGUGGUGGUGGUGGUGAUGAUGAUGGUCAUGCUAGCAAGGGUGGUCAUGGUGAGAAUGGAGCGCCUACAACUACACCAACAGCAACAGCAACAGGGGUUGGAGCAGCAAGUACAGCAGCAACGCCGACAGCUACAGCAGCAACGACACAGUUGUCAUCUGAUGCCAUGUUUGAGGUGUCUGGCAUCCAUUUGUUGGAGGACGCGCACGAGCCCACGCACGAGGAUGAGAGCACGCCUCAUGCUGGCGAUGGGCGUGGUCAUGAUGGACGUGGUGAAUGCAUGCAGGCAAGGGAUCAAGGAGAGCGUGGUGAUGGUGAACUGGACCUGAGCGCCGUUUCACCUCUGCUACAGCCUGGAUCGCUGACACCACCGUCGUCACCGUCCAUGCUCGAGCGCGUGCCGAGCAGCACGCCCAAGCGCGACCGCACCACGUCGUCAUCAUCAACCGCAACGCUCACUGCUCCAGCACGCACAGCACAGGACGGCCCUGCCAUCGAGGAGGUGGCCGGCAGCAAUGGGCGCGGUGCUGAGACCACAAUGCAACAGCAACAACGCGACACAACUGACCAGCAGCAGCAUGAACAGCAGCAUCUUGAUCAGCGGCAAGAGCACGAACAGCAAGAAAUGCAGCAGCAAGAUCAGCGAGAGCAGCCCCAACACCUUCUACAGCAGCAACGACAGCAGCAGAGGUUUCAGCGGGCGCGCGCACUGCUGACUGGCGUCAACACGGGCUCCCUGCCGCUACAUCUCAACCACAUUGGCAGGGACGACGAAGGCGACGCAGGCGACGUGUUUGUCAGCCCACCAUCACCCUCAGCAACAGCACCACUGGCAAGGACAGCAACAGCGAGCACACACGCCGUUGGCAGGCGAGACGAUCUCCACCAUCAACAACAUCCACACCAUCAACAGCAACAGCAUCAACAUCAGCAGCAGCUGCAGCGGCAGCUACAGCGGGUCGACGGCGGCGCUGUGCACGUGUGCGGUGGUGAUGCGCGUGGUGGUGAUGGCCACGGCACUGCAGUGUGGGCUGGUCGCGGUGGCCCUGUUCCCUGGUCACCCAACUCUCGACGUCGCACGUCGCUCGGGCGGCGACAAGUGUCCUCCCCAGUCCUCAUGCGCAGCACCCCGCUCUCCCACUCCGCACGCACCGCCACCACUGCUUCACCCACUACCAGUGCUGCCACCGCUGCUUCUGCCACCGCUGUUGCGACGUCGCGCAGUCUGCAGCCAUCGCCGCGUGUGUUCACGCCGCCGCUGUACGAGCGCGGUCGCAUUGGUGCCCACGGCGCUGGUGGUACUGCGACCAUCGGCCAUCACGCUACUACUGGCGGCAACAGUGGUGGUGGCGGUAGUGGUGGUGGUGGUGGCGGCGGUGGUGUUUCUCAUGGUGGAUCGCGUGUUGUUCGCCGCCGCAGUGAGGGCUGGUUCUCGCACGGCGCAGACCUGGUGCGGCAGGACCACCACUGGGACUCCUUCAGGCUCACACAGCGGCGUGAGGGUCGGCUUGUGUCGACACCGUCGCACACGCGUGCGGAGACAGAUCGCCUGUGCGCCCGCCCACCCCGCUCCCAGUCCACAACAGCUGACCUGCGCUCGCCACACCACGGCUAUUACUACGACUACGACCAGGAGCACGAGGCUGCUGACGGUGAUGGCGGUGGUGGUGGUGGUGGUAUGGGUCCUGGGUACGGCCGUGUGAGGCGACGUGGUGUUGUCAGAAGCAUGAGCACUACGCUUCCCGCAGCACCUUCGUCAUCGUCGCCAGCGUCAUUCACCCCUCCACUGCAACAGCAACAGCAACAGCAACAAGAACAGCAAGACCAGCAGCCUUCAUCUCGCGCGCUUCCGCGUACGGUGUCUGCAUCUGCCAUCCACGAGUACGAGCACGAUGUUAGAGGAGGACGGAGCAGCAGUGCGAGCAAUCGUGGACGGAGGGUGAGCGGUUCACACGCACACGCGCACGGGCACGGGCAUUCGCACCAUCGCAUUCGCCACGCGUCGCUUCAGUCCUCUGCUGCCGACCUGUUGCUAUCGCCCUCGUCACAGCUGCACCUCUUGCAGCGGGAUGGCGUUGCGCUCAAUGACGAGCAGCACCCCUCCAUGCUGCCCAUUGGCAGGCCUGGUGCUUAUGAUACGCCCGCUGUUGCACCGUCGCAUUCGCAGACCAGCACACAAUCGUCAUCCGGGACGUCUGGCGGACACGCACAGCCGCAAUCACACGCACACGCACAACCACAACCACACGCACAACAGCACACGCAUGUGCACACAGCACCGCACCUGCAGCGCCGGAGCAGCCGUGCACACUCGCCGUCACCGCUGGCAAGUCGGGUGUCGUCUGCCCUCGAUGAUGACGGUGCAAGGACGCCGCCACCGCAGCUGCUGAGCAGGGCGACGAGCUGGAGUGGGGCCGCCAUUGCACAGCAGGUGUCACAGCGGUUGCAACAGCAGCAACAGCAGCAGCGGCAUCAACAUCAGUACGGGCAUGUGCAUUUGCAGCCGCCACGUGAACGGCCCCAGCCGCAGCGUCGUACGAUGUCGUCUUCAACAUCGUUGCCACUGCAUUCUGCACGCGCGGACGCACAGCACCGCCACCACCGGCCGCACCUCAGUCGCCUGGCGUCCACAAGCACCCCUGCAUUUGCCAACCGUGACAGUGACAACGGCGGUGGUGAUGGUGGCGGUGGUGAUGGUGGCGGUGGUAAUGAUGAUGCCCGACAUGGUGGUACACAGCAGCAACAGCAGCAGCAACAGCAGCAGCAGCAACAGCAGCAACAGCAACAGCAACAGCAGCAGCACGGCAAGCGGCCGCCACCACCGCUUGCGUUGCUCGCUGCUGAUGCCGUCAAGCCAUCUCGGAGCAUGUCGGCUCCCAUGGCCACACCACAACAGCAUCGCCAACCACAACAGCAACAGCAGCAGCCACAGCAACCCGAACAACAGCAGCAGGAGCAGAAGCAGGACCAGGGUCGUGAUGACGGCGUGCGUGCACUCGUGCCUGCCAGCACUCCGCGCGCUGAUCGAACACGCAGCCUGACAACGAUGCCGCAAUCAUCAUCGCCAUUGAUGUCGCUUGCGCGACACAAGUCGCGCGCUGCCACAACAGCGCCGUCAACCCCGGCAUCGUCAUCAGGCCGGGGUACAGCCACCACUGCAUGCAGAUCUGUCCGCAAAUCGGCAACACGGCAGCUGCGUCGGGCGGCGGCUGUUGCCGUCUCCCCGCGAAUUGGUGGCGCAUUUGACUUUCCGCCGCACCGUGGUGAGGACGCGGGGUGGCGGCACGCACUGCAACAACAGCAACAGCAACAACAGCAACGGCGAAGGCAGUCGAAGCAGCGCAGUACACGGACAUCCCAGUGUGCCCCCGAGGGACAGGCAGUCACGCAAGUAAGCGGAAGACCAGAGGCAGACAAUGCCUACGAAGGGGAGGGGAUUGGGGUGCGGGCAGCACAUGGCGGUGAUGGAGACGGCAGCAGGGCAGUGGAUGACAGCUUUGCAGCGCGUGUGGAUGUUUCUUCGCACGGCCACCCUGUUCUCCACCACAGCCGCAGUUACGACGAGGACAGGCCAUAUGGGGCGCCUCGCAACGCUGGUGUUCGUGCUGGCGAUGGCAGUGGUGGUGGUGGCAUUGGCGGUGAUCGCGAUGCUCGCCGUCGCGUGUUUGAUGAUCAGCCACCGCUGUACAGGCAGAUGUCGGCGCCUGUCACAUCUUUCACUUCAACCUCCACCUCUGCAACCACCACGACCGCCACGACCACCUCAUCCACGUCAUCCGCGCCGACAGCGGUGUCUGGACCGACGACAGGCACCCCCUCCCGCACAACGCCAAUCGCCAGCACUACUGUGCAGCGGCGCCGCGCUGCCACGGCAUCAGCAGCAACGGCAGUGACACCGAUGGUGCCGCAGCCUGUCACGCCUGUUUCCCGGACACCGAGCGGCACAUCGUUCCGGGGCCGUUCGCACUCGCACCGUGAUGAGCUGACGUCAGCACUUCUCUCCAUUGCCGGCCCGCGCUCAGAGGAGGAGCUCAUCCAUUCCAUGCAGGGUGCACCCAGCAGCGACUUGAGCGGCAGUGAUGGCGUGCCUCCAUCCACACCACUGCUGACAAUGGCCAAUUCUCCCUCGGCGUUUUCGCUGUCCACGUUUGAGUGGACGAGCCUGGAUGACACGACGCCUGCCGACGAUGACAGUCGCGAGGGCAGGGAGGACCAGGAGGAGGACUACGAAGCGCUCGCCAGCGAAAUGCUGCGAUGGUCCUCCCAAGAGGAUGAUGGGUCCGCCUUUCCAGAGGACAACGGCGACAACGGCAGUGGCGGCGAUGCGCAUACAAGGCAGCGACGGCGCCGAAGGAGAAGGCGAAAGAGAAGGGAACAAGGGGAGGGACCACCCGAAGAACAACAGACCCGAGCAUACGCUCCAAGUGAUGGCGAUGAUGACGAUGACGACGACGACGGUGACGGGGGUGAUGGUGGGGAUGAUGAUGGUGCUGAUGAUGAUGAUGAUGAUGAUUACGAUGAGAGUGAGCGCCAUGGUGAUGGUGAUGCUGGUCGCGACAACCAAGCCAACGCAAGCCACGGCAUUGCUGGUCGUGCUGGCGAUGAUCACAAUACUCCUCGUUCGCCAAUAGGAGAGCAAAGCGAAGGACGUGUGUUGGGCGAAGCAAGUGCUGCCGGUGGGCGUGUUGUUGGUGAUGAUGCUGCUGCUAACAGCAACGUACAGCCAGGCAGUGGUGAUUGCAACGCUGACGGUGAUGGUCAGGGCGAGGACAACGAUACAGCAGCAGCAGCAGCAGCUGUUGACCGCUCUGUUGAUGAUGUUGAUGCUGAUGCUGAUGCUGACGCUGAUGGUAUUGAUGGUGGUGGUCACGAUGAUGAUGAGAGGGCGCUGGUGCCUAUGCUGCGUCACGACAUUUCACACCUCUCCAACAUCAGUCACGGCAGCGAUGAUGGUGGCGAGGACGAUGCUGCUGACGCGUCCUCAUGGGCGUACGACGCGGACCAGCAGCAGUAUCUCAUGAACGUCUCGGCGGACGCCAGCAUGUUCGACUUGACAGAGCCGGAUGAUGACCUGAGCCACUUGGAGGCAUCCGUUGUGGAACAACUACAGGAGCAAUCAAACGUCAACGUCUCUGUGGACGUGUCGGCUCUCAGCACUUCGCUGCACGAGACAACAUCCAUGGUGGAAGCCCCAAUGGAGGACGAUAUCGAUGGGUACGUGGAUGUGCUGACGCAGUUGCAGGACGCGACGAUUGUUGCGCUGGCCAACAUGUGCGGCGAACACGAACGGCCCUACAACACCCCCGCCGCCACCAUCCUGUGGACAGCCGUCCUCACACUUCCAUCCCACCUGGUCAACUUUUAUGCUGAUCGCCUCGUGUGCUCAGCGGCGAGCCUGACACCGCCGUCUCGCUUCCAAUCGCAUGCCACCACGACACCCACCACCACCACCACCACUCAAGUUGAUGACGAAGAUGGUCACGGUGACGAUGGAGGUGGCGUUGAGAGUGGUGUGCGUGCUAUUGGUGCUGGGGACACGGAUGCAGCCAGUGAAGUGGUGACAGCGCAGGCGACGCCACGAAAGAUCACCGUUGAUGAGUCGCCACAGUUUCACACGCGCGCGUCCACAUCCCGCAUCAUGAUGGACAUUUAUCGCAAGACGAUGCGCAAUGAUUCGUGGACGUUUGAGACGGGUGUACUGCGCGUGUGUGCGCGUGGAAACGGCACGUGGUCGUUCACUGUUCGCAUCGAGAGCGACGGCAUCCUGCAGGUUGGCUGGGCGUGCGACAAUGCUGAGCUGGAUCCUAUUCGUGGCCGCGGCUGUGGCGACAAUCUCUCGUCGUACGCGUUUGAUGGGCAGCGCGGCAAGUUCUGGCACGGCGCUGAGGGGGGCGAAGACACAACCCUCAGGUGGAGGAAAGGUUCCACGGUGUCGUGUUGGCUGGAUUUGCAUGCAGGCACCAUCUCGGUUUCUGUUGACGACAGCGACCGUGUUCUUGCGUUUGAAAACGUUGACACGUCCCUCGCCUGGGCGCCGUGUGUUUCCCUCGCACCGCGUCAGCAGGCCACUGUGCUGUCGUGCAUGACAACGGCCUCGUGGCAACCGACCGACAUGACAACACACCCGAGUUGGCAGCCCUGGCAUGACUCUGACGAUGGCAUUCGCGUGGGCACGAGCACAAACACAUGGACUGACACCACCGUGUGCGCACGCGCACCGCAAGUCCUGCUUCACCUCCACUGCAACUCAAUCUCCCUGUACUUUGAGGUGCCGCUGUGUGAAGCUCUCGGUGCCACCAUCGGUUAUCGCGACUGUGUCGACAACAGCUUGCACGCCAUCUGCCACGUUGAUGCGGACGGCACGCUGCACUUUGGAGCGUCACGGCACAUGGGCCAUGGCAGCACAAGCAGUCCCCGCGAGCCUGGCAUGCACGCUGGCAGCAGCACCACCAAAAGCAAGGGGCACGGUGACGAUGGUGGUGGUGAUGGUGGUGAUAGUGGUGCCAUUGAACCGUUUGAUCGACGCCGGCAACAGGAACGCGAGCAGGAACACUGUGAUCCUGGCCUUGAUCUGGCCAUUCCCGGGCAGGAGAAGAAUGAUGGUGACGAUGGCAACGGGCAUCGUGGUGGUGGCUCGCAUGGAUUGCAUGUCGCGCCAUCUUCACUCGUAACUACGCGUACCCGCAACGGUGCGGGUGCUGCUGCUGUUACUUCACCAUCGCCUCCACAACGCGGGCAACCGUCAUCAACUUCAACAGCAGCAGCAACACACAUUGCACAUGUGCGGGCUGGCGGCGCACUGGAUGUGAUGUGUCGCGAUGACGACGCUGUUGUUGGAUUUGGGCUUCUUACUGGGGAUGACAUGGCUGUUGUGACGCUCAACGGACAGCUGCUCGAUGUGGUCGAGUUGAGCCACCGCUUGUGCAAGCCCUUCCCUGCUGUGAGCCGCGCUGUUCCCAUCAACGUCGGGCAGCGCCGCUUGCGCUUUGCUGUUGCCAACUCGAUGAUGUUUCGCCUCGCAGCCAUGCGCUCCCUCAUCCAGCGCGUCAUCGCAGACCUCCAGUAACACUGGGUGUGUGUGUGGGGGGGGGGGGGGGGCGUGCGCG